Ficedula albicollis (Collared flycatcher) is the source of this 7829-nucleotide messenger RNA. RefSeq names its product SH3 domain and tetratricopeptide repeats 2 (gene SH3TC2). The transcript is spliced from 19 exons. Bases 803 to 4891 code for a protein of 1362 amino acids. NCBI's taxonomy places the organism in Eukaryota, Metazoa, Chordata, Aves, Passeriformes, Muscicapidae. Gene Ontology annotation, molecular function: protein binding. Gene Ontology annotation, cellular component: recycling endosome. Gene Ontology annotation, biological process: regulation of ERBB signaling pathway; regulation of intracellular protein transport. The record is from RefSeq and is a predicted model, not a curated record.
GAAGGAAAGCUCCGCUCCAUCUCACACCAAAGUGGGUGCCCCCACCCAUACCAGAGGCUCAAACCACGAACCGAGAGUUUCUCUGGCCUCAAACGAAACCUUUCAUCUUUUUUUUUUUUGUUUGCUUUUUCCUCCAGCGAAGCCGGGUCUGGGCUGACUUCCUUUGCUUUCAGGUUCACUUUGAAAUAACAAGCUGAAAAGCCACGAGGCUUCGUUUUUGAACCUGCCAAGGAAUGGGCGACCUCGGAAAGAAGCAGAAACAUCGGGAAAGCUCGAUGUUAACAGCUCCAUUGUUUCCAAGAGGAAAAACCUCCCUGUGAUUCCCUGUGCCGCGGACUUUAGCCGGGAUGCACAAAUACUGCUGGGUCCACAGAUCUCUUGUUGUGCGCGCCUGGAUUUGCGUUUUGGCAGGGAAGAAGGGCGGCUCGGAGCUGGAAUUCCCGCAGGGAAUGCCCCUCCCGGGAUUUCGCUGUCGGACUGAAGGUCCCCAGCUCCAAGGAGCGCCGGAGCUGCGAGCAGGACACAGGGGCUGUGUCGCUGUUGCCCAAAGAUGCUCUGCGGACCACCCACAGCACAGUGAGCCCUCCCAGCCAUCCCAAAUCCCGACCCUGAGGGCUGGGGAAGGUCUGAGGAUGUGAGGAGGAAGGAAUGAGGCUCAUCCUCACCCUGGGGUACCCGAGGGAUCCUGCACAGCAGCCAGCCCAUUCCUGCCAGCGCUGGAUCAGAGAUUUGGACAGCCCUGAGCCCGGGGGUGCCCACAGUGCCCAGGCUGCAGGAACUCACCUGGAUGUAGCUGGCAGAGAUGCCCGUGGUGCUGCCAGCUGCCCCCAUGGUGCCAAGGGAAAAGGAGCGGGCAGGGAGGAGCUCCAGGAUCAGAGGCAGCCCUGGAUGGAGGAUGCUGGAUGGGCCCCAGCUGGACAUCCCCACAGGUGAGGAGUGUGAGUCCUGCUGGCCCCGCUCCCCCGAGCUCCCGCCCCGCUGGCAGCGGGGACAAUGGCGGUGGGACACGAGCACGGCACCAGGGAGCCAGCACCAGGGAAUGGCACCAGGGAUGCAUCUUCAGGGAAUGGCAUCAGGGAAGGCAGAGCAGAGCAGCCCCACUCCCGAGGCAGGACACGGCUCCCCAGACCCCUCUGUGGCGCUGCUGGCUCUCAGGGACACCUUUCCACCAGAGAUCUCGCUCUCCUUCUCCGUCGAGAGCCGCUCCUCGCGGGGCCGCAAUUCCCAGCUCCAGGAAGCUGCCAGGAAGAAGCUGUGGGCUCUGGAGAGCGAUGACAGAAGUGUGUGUGCCCUGUUCAAGGAGCUGUCAGCCAGGCUGGUCUGCAUGCAGGCACACGAGGAUCGCUUCCUCCUCACCUUCAAAACCCUGGAGGAAGUCUGGAAGUUUUCCACGUAUCUGACUUUAGGAUACGUGGGGUCCUGCCUGGAGCAGCUGCUCUUUGCCCAGGAGUUCUGGCUGGACUGUGCCCUGGUGGAGGACACCGAGCUCAGGGUCACCAUGGAUGAAGAGCACCUGGCCACCAUCUACAUGGAUCUGCUCCUCCAGGAAGGGAAUUUUUUCUCCAGGGCAGUGCCUGGUGCCUGGAAAUCAGAGCAGGAGGAAGAGGAGGGUCUGCAGCUCUGCAGGAAUGAGCUGAUCCAUGUGAAGAGUGCUGGACAGGAUUCCAGAUGGGAAGGCAUGUCCCUGCUGACGGGACAGCGAGGCUUGGUGCCCCUGACAGCUCUGGAGCCAAUAGCUCAGCCCUUCUACCAGUGGUUCCUGAAGAAUUAUGCUGUGAGCUUUGGGCUCUCCCAGGAGAUCAGCGGGACGAGCUCUCAGGCCAUUGGCAAAGGCAGGUGCAUUGCCACCAAGGAGCACAGAGGAGCAGCGUGGGAUGAGCUGAGCUUCUCCAAAGGAGACCCCAUAGAAAUCAUCGGCUUCUUCAUCCCUGGGCUGCCCUGGUUUGUGGGCAAAUCCCUCAGCACUGGGAGCAUUGGCUUUGUUCCCACCCAGCACGUAAAUCCCGAGGCUUGUGAACCUCUGGGAAAGGGUUUUGUGUUUCUGAGUGAAGAGGAGAAGUCCCCAGUCCUGCAGGUGCCCUGCAAUGGUGACGAGCAGCACUUUGUCACCCUGCUGGGGGACCUGGCACACACGGACAUCACCUCUGUGUACAGGCUGGCUGGUUUUGAACCCACAGCUGCAUUCCCACAAGCGCCACCAGAGGCUGCUUUCCACGGCAGUAAAGAAAUCCAGGUGCUCCAGUCUUGGGAGGAAAUCAGUGACUGGGCUGCCAGCAGCACCUCGGAGCUGUCCAGCCCAGGCAGUGAGACAGCCCCUGCCACGCUGGAAGAUGUUCUCCUGGACAAGCUGGACGAUUUGGAUUAUCCCAAAUUCUUCAUCGACCUCAACGCUGGACACAUGGAGGAUGCUGAUGUCUUUGACCCCAUGUUGACCUUCCUCAACCAAGACAGUUUCGUGCCCAGUUUUCAAAGCUUUUAUGAUCUCAGCUUUUCCUUUCUCCACUCCACUUUUUAUGGUUUCUCUGACGAGGAUGAGCUGGUCCUGUACCUCGAGACUUCCCGGAACUGGGCCAAGAGGACUCACUCAGUUUGGGCUCACGUCAGGCUCUGUUUCCUCUUGGGUAAACUCUGCAUCAAAAAGGUCAAGCUCUCCCAGGCCCGGGUGUACUUUGAGGAAGCCAUGAGUGUCCUGGACAGGGGUUUUGGGGACCUGCCCCUGCUGGCAGCGCUGCACGUCAGCCUCGCCUCCAUCUACCUGAAGCAGAACAUGAAGCACAAGUUCUCCUCCCUGCUGGGGAAGACAGUGACCCUGCUGGUGUGCCUGCCUGGCCGCUCCUUCAGCUGGGAGAACGAGCUGGAGCUGCUGACCUACGUGCUGAGGGAAUCCAUCGCUGCGGGCAAUGCCCUGCUGGAGGCCCGGACCUGCUUCCUCAUCGUCAGACUCCUGCUGCAGCUGGGCAGAACUGAGGAGGUGCUGCCUUUUCUGGAGCAUCUCCAGUGUCUCAGCAGCACCUGGCUCAGCCCAGGCAGCCGUGCUGGGCCGCUGGACGCCGCUGCCACCUUGGGCUACCUGUAUGACAAGAAGUGCCUGCCCAACGUGGCGCUGGCCUGCGUCAGGGCCUUCGCUCCCAGCAGCACCAAGGGGACGCCCACGCCCAUCUGGAAGGCUGGCUUCAUCCUCCAGAACGCUUCCAAGCUGGUGGGGAAGCAGCUGGACGGGAGCAGCAUCCCGGCAGUGGCUUGUUUGUACCUGAAGCGAGCGCUGCAGUUCUGCUGCCACAGCAGGGCCGUGCCCGCGCAGAGGACGCUGUGCGCCGUCCUGUCCAGGCUGCUCCUGCAGCACGGGCGGCUGGACGGGGCUCUUUGUGACGCAGCCAGGGCUGCAGGCCUGGCCAGGCUGCUGGGGGAGGAGGAGGCCUUUGAGUCCUCGCUGUCCCUGGGCUGGCUGCACCUCCUGCAGCAGCAGCCGGGCCCGGCCGGCGCCGUGCUGCGGCGCUGCCUGCGCGGCACGGCCGGCGAGAGCCAGGCCGGCGCCGUGCACAACCUGCUGGCCAUGGCCCUCGGCGGCCAGGGCCGGCUGCAGGAGGCUGCAGAGAACUUCCUGAGGGCCCUGCACAAGGCCAAGGAGACGGGCAGCGGCAGGAACCAGGCGGUGGCCCUGGCCAACCUGGGCCAGCUGAGCCUGUCGUGCGGGGCCGCCCAGCUGGCCGAGCUCUACCUGCUGUGGGCAGUGCGGCUCUUUGCCCCGCUCCAGGGCCACCGGCAGCUGGACACGGAGCUGGCACAGGUGCUGCUGUGGCUGGCACAGGCCAUGGUGGACAGGCAGAGGAUGGAAGAUGCCAAACUCUGCUAUGAGCUGGCGCUGGGGUUCGCCCUGAGGUGGCAGAACCUGAGGAGUCAGCUGCACGUCACCGAGCGUCUGUGCCAUUUCUACAGCAGAGUGUGCCCCGAGCUGCAGGCCUGCAUCGCCUACCACGAGCACUGGGCAUCCCUGGCACGGCAGCUGCAGGACAGGGAGCUGGAGGGCAAUGCCAGGCAGGCGCUCAGCCAGCUCUACCAGGCUUUGGGCACGCCUCAGGCUCUGAGACAAUCCCUGGACUGCACCAAGCAGUGCCUGAGGAUCUUCAUCGACCUUGAGGAGGCUGCGAGGGCAGCAGAGGCCUGGCUGCAGGCAGGAAAGCUCUAUUACCUUCUCCAGGAGGAUGAGCUGGUGGAAAUGUACUUCCAGGCAGGCAUCCAGACUGCUCUGAGAGGGGACAACUUCUCCUUGGCCAUGGAUCUUUAUGAGAAAGCAGGUGACACCUUCUUUAACGGCAGCCGGAACAGGGCCCGAGCUGUGGAGUUUUACAGGGGAGGUGCUGUGCCCUUGGCCAGAAAACUCAAGGCCACCCAGACAGAGCUGAGGCUGUUCAACAAACUGGCAGAGCUGCAGAUCAGCCUGCAGGGCUACGAGAAGGCUCUGGAGUUUGCCACGCUGGCAGCCAGGCUCAGCCUCAGGGUUGGGGAUCAGCUGCAGGAGCUGGUUGCCUUCCACCGCCUGGCCACAGCCUAUGAGCUGCUGCACAUGUACGAGAUGGCCGAGGAUUGCUACCUGAAGACACUGGCCCUGCGCCCCCCCGUGCUGCAGAGCUCAGCAGAGGCUCUGUACUACUGCAAACUCUACUGGCACCUGGGCAACCUGACCCUGCACAAGCUCAAGGAUGAACAGGAUGCAUCCUCCUACUUCCUGCUGGCCCUCGCUGCAGCUGCUGAGCUGGGAGACCAGGAGCUGCAAGCCCAGCUCUGCGCCAAGCUGGCUGCCGUCCCCAGAGCCCCAGGGGCACCUGAGGGCACAGCAGGCUGUGCCACAGAGCGGCCACGGUGGCUGAGUGAAGGUGGCCACGUGGUGUGACCCAUGGAGCCACCCAGCAGUGCUGUGCCAGGUCUGUGUGCUGUCCAGAACCAGCCCAGGAGACAGGAGGGCUCCUGCAGCACGUCCUGAGGAGCUGGAAGGGUUUGGGCUUCUCACCCCAAGCAUUUGGGACCCUGCCCUCGUUUUCCAGCAGAGGUGGCACAGCCAGGGCAGGAUGCUGGAGCUGGUGGUGCAGCAGGGCUGAGCUCCUGGAGGGGUUCAGCCCAGGGUGGGGAUGGGGACAGCUGCCAUGGGCUGUCCCCACAGCUGCCCCACACCUUGGAGCAGCUCAGCCUGACCCAAAGUUAUUUGAAAUAGCAGCCCUUUUAUUUAUGCCUGGUUUUUAUCCUGUCUCUGAUGACAUCUCUGCCACCCCCCUCUCCUGUAAAAUGCACCACCAAAGCUUUUGGCAGUGAGAGACAGAAUUAGGGAAGUGAGGAGGAAUAAAGGGGCUGGUCCAGCCUUACCUGGGGGCAGAAAAAAACUGCUCAGGAGGAGGCAGAGCCCCAGCCCAUCCAACCUCCAGGUCUAGAGCAGGAGCACAGGAAGAGAGCCCUGGAACCUGGAGGUGCUGUGUCCCAUCCCUGGAGGUGUCCAAAGGCAGAUGUCACAUUUGGGGACACGGUUUAGUGGUGGGGGAAUGGUCGGGCUGGGUGAUCUUAGAGAGAUUUCCCAACCUGAGCGGUUCUCCCGGGCACGGGGCAGGAAUGUGCAGCUCUGAGCGGCCACCAGGGAGCAAUAAAUGCUCAUUUUUGCAGCGAGAGCGGCUUCCUCACAAACCGAGGGCUGGGCUCUCACUCCGGGACGGAGCACAGGGAAGAAGGAGCGAUUUUCCCAGCUGAUCUCUUUGCUUUGGCAACCAGUGGCCAUCUGUGGCUUCCCAGCCAGACCCUGCUCCCAGCUCCCUGCCCGUGCUGCCCUGCCUGGGAUUGUUAAACGCAGAAUAUUUAUUUCCUCCCUGAGUUCAACUUCCUCUUCCAAUCCCUUCGAGGCGUUUGUCACCGGGGCAAUGAUUAUUUACAGCUUGUUUACCGAGCAGCCUCAGACCCCAGCCCGGAGGAGGGAAAUCUUCAUCCUGCCUAAAACCCAGCCAGCUCAGGGCUCCCCAAAACCUCCCUGCCCCACCCCACUGCUGGUUGGUGCUCACCAUGCCAGGGUGAGAAACUGUUUUCUGCAGUUUUUCUUUUGGUCUAGAUGGUUUUUAAGGGCUAUUCCAACCACUUAACAUUCUCUGGAUCUUUUCACACUCGGGGAAAAAAGCACAGUCUCACAUCUUUGUGCCAGGAGGAAGAUGGACAAUUGGAAAUGAGGCUGUGGGGAGGAGCUGGGAUGGCUCUGGUUUAAACACACAGGUUCAGUGUCUGAGCUGGCCUAACUCAGCCCAGCUCCAGCAGUCAAACAGAGACGUUCUGAUUUACAGGGACUCUGGAGCUGCUUGGAAACCAAAUGUAUCCUCUCUAAAUCACAGCAAAAAACAAAUUUUGUGGUGCCUGCGGAGGGAAAAAAGUCUUCCUCCUUGGGAGCAUCCUAUAAAAGAUCAUUUUCCCUCUCCCUCAUCUGCCUGCCCGCUCCCCCAUGCUGAGAUGAGAACUCAGGGUGGCCAGGGCUAAUUAAAAUUCAUGAUACAGUGACAUUUAAAGCUGUUGUUCGUGUGUACCAAGUCCUGGCUCGGUGCCCAAGGAAAGAUGAGGAUAUUCCAUCCCUCCAGUUUUGUGGGCAGGGAAAUUUGGGGACUUUGUGCCAGAGGAGGUCACUGGGUGGUGGUUCAGCUCCUGUCACCCUCCACCCUGUCCAGGCUGGCGAUGUUGUCCCUCAUUCUGGGGCAUCCUUUGGGACACAGCACCCUGGGGUGCUGAGGGCUGCAGAGCCUGCCCAGGGCUGUGCUGCUGCUCCAGGAAGGGAGGGAAUGUGGGAACCCAGGAAUUAUCCUGCAGCACAGCCAGAGGCAGAAAUAGGGGAAAGGGAAGGGAUGGAUCAGAUCUCCUCUGACACCAGGUGUGCCCUGGCUUGUGACUCCUUCCUGGGCCACGUGUGAGUGCCUGUUCUGUGCCCAGGCCAGGAGUUUUCCUUCCUCCCUGCAGCCAGACAGGCUGGAAAUAGGUUGGAAAUAGGCCUGGUGGGGGCCACGUGCAGCAGCACGUGCUGCUCAGAGCAGCACCUUCCCUCCCAGUGCUCCCAGAGCUGCAGGAACAUCCCUGCUCUGGUUUUGGGGCUCCAGUCCUUCCCCAGUUUGACCUUGCAGGCACCAGCAGUCCCAGUCCUGACACAGCACCAGCACUGGCACUGUGAUCCUGUGUUUGUUUAAUGCCUCAGGGGGCCAUUUAAGGCCUGGAAUAACCAGGGAAUGGAUUUCUCUCGCAUAUGUUCAUUCUUGGACAGUGGAAAUACCAGGACAGGAAUAAUUCUUGCAUCAUCUGAGCUCUGGUGUGAGCCUCCCGUGGAAUCAGGAGAAAGGAAAUGCUGAUAAAUGGAAAUACAGAGAACUGGGUUUAUUUGGAUUUUCAUGGAAAUGACUCUUUUUCUGCAGAAAUGCAGCACCCAACAAUAACAGUUGUUAUCAGCAGACAUUUUUUCAUCACCCCUUCAUGGCACAGUGGUGCAAACUGGGCUGGAUGAGAGACCUGCUGUGGAGGAGCAGCGAGGCUGAGGCAGAGAUAAACCUGGAGCUCAGCUUAUCUCAGAGGUGGCUGCUCCUCUCUGGGCAGCAUCUCCUGGUGUUGCCUGGAUGGGUAAUGAGGAGUUGGUAAACACCAGCUGUUCUGCUCAGCAGAGCUGGGGGGAGUGUGUAAACUGGGUAAUUUAGAUUAAAAAUCAUUUAUUUGCACAGCAACCUGCUUGUUCAGUGAUAAUUGGGCUCAUAAAUAUGGAUGGGAGGAGGAGGAGCAGGGGCUGAGGCUGAGCCAGAGCCAGGAGUCACCAACUGUGGCUGCAGGGGCUU